Messenger RNA from Rhizoctonia solani, 1014 nucleotides. Its product is annotated as mitochondrial inner membrane protease ATP23. The transcript has a single exon. The record is from RefSeq and is a predicted model, not a curated record. Gene Ontology annotation, biological process: protein import into peroxisome matrix, docking. Gene Ontology annotation, molecular function: protein binding. Bases 1 to 1014 code for a protein of 337 amino acids. Gene Ontology annotation, cellular component: peroxisomal membrane; peroxisomal importomer complex; peroxisome. Lineage: Eukaryota; Fungi; Basidiomycota; Agaricomycetes; Cantharellales; Ceratobasidiaceae.
AUGGGAUCACCUCCGAAACCCUGGGAACGAGCAGGCGCAACAGCAGCAGUCUUGGAUCCUGCACCAUCUGUUCCCGCUUUCUCUGCCACAUCUUCCGAGUCGGGUGUUCCGACUGUUCCGACUCGACCCGAAAGCAUUGUCUCGGGCACACAACCACUCACAUCCCUCUCCCCGUUCUCGAAUACAUCAUCCGCAUAUGGAUCGACGUACGGCUCUUCUUACUCUCCCUAUAACCGUUUCGGGUCUUACGGAUCCUAUGGCUCGUAUGGCGGGUACGGCGGGGGCAUGUACGGCGGAUACGGUAUGGGCGGCGGAUACGGCAUGGGGAUGACUGGAGGGGGAAUGUACGGCCAACCAGGCAUGCCAGUCGACAGCGUAGCAGCAUCAACCCAACAAGCCUUCUCUCUCCUAGGCAACGUAGUGGGAACAUUUACAUCGUUUGCCCAAAUGCUGGAUUCAUCCUUCAUGGCUACCCAGUCGUCCAUAUUCGCCAUUCUGGGCGUGGCAGAGCAGCUCGGUCAGCUCAGGGCUCUACUUGGCCAGGUCGUGGGUGUCUUUGGCCUCGUUGGGUGGCUCAGAGGCUGGUGGCGCGGCGAACGCAACACAUCCGCCAUGGCACGCGAUUUCAAAAAGUUCCUCCGCGGCGACGAUGGCACACCCAAACCGAGCAAAAAGCCGUUUAUCAUGAUUAUGCUCGCUAUUUUCGGUCUUCCCUAUGUCAUGCACAGGCUCGUCAAGGCCCUGUCGUCUCGUCUCCCACCUCCUCAGUCUACCGCCCCUAUCGACAUGUCUCAGGUCCAGUUUGCGACCGCCCUGUACGAGUUCAAGGCCAAGGAUGAGCUCGAGUUGGGGCUGAGUAAAGGGGACUUGGUCGCUAUUGUUGGCCGCACCGAGGGUGGAGAUUGGUUUAGGGGCAGGACGAGGGAAGGAAAGAUGGGCUGGUUCCCGGCGAACCAUGUCCAAAUCCUCAAGAAGAAGAUCGACGACGAUGUCAAGCCCGUCAAGACUGUCUAG